CAAACGCUUCAACAUUAGCAGAACUGGAGUCAAAAUUCCUGGCCAGAUAUAUUAUUACCACUCUUCUCCUGAGUUCAUGCGUACGGAAGAGAAGAAUUUGUGCGAUAAGAACUCCGUAAAAAUGAUGUAAACCAUUUUUGGGUAGAACUUUAGCUUUGAUACAAGUUUCAUCCACUAUUAUGGGGGGGGGGGGGGUUAUGAUCAAUACUGCAGACAGCCACCAGGGGGCAAUGGCGAUGAUUUGGCUUCACUAUUGUCGAGCUGUCAUCUUUAUAUCCAUUCUAUAACUAAAACAUGGUCCUGUCGAGGUCUCUGUUUGUAUUUGAAGUGAGAUGUGCAUCCACUGAACCGGAGGGUGCCAUUCGAACACCACACCAUCUGGACAAUUCCUGCCUGACAAUUCUUCUUUUGUGGCCGCAUUCAACAACGAGUCCCACGAGUCCGGGCGGCAUGAUUCUGUAGUUACUGGAGGAUUUUUAAAAACGCAGUCAUCAGGUGGAGGGGGCGGGACCAAAGCUCUUUCCGUUUUCUGUGUCGCUCCAUCACUGGAGGUGAGUAUGACGUGUGGUUUCAUCUGUGUCCCUUUUAAAACUGUGUGCGGUGGAUCAACAAACCAAUACCAGGAAAAAAAAAACGAUUGGACUGUUGCCAUACCAUUUCUUAUUUUAUAAUUUUAUCAAGGAUCAAGUACAAACCACACUAUUCUGCUUCUGCAGUGUUCACAGGCUGAUGUGUGCUGUGGUCAAAUUCAGUCUAUUUGUGUUUUCCUCAUGUAAAAAGGAAGGAAGCACAGACGUGUUAAACUCCGAAGAAGAAGUUGUCACAAACACGCCCAGUACAAUUUUCAUGUGAAAUGUCUCUUCUGUUGCUCCACAGUUUCUCUUCAUGUGCUGUGCUGGAUGUGAGGAUGGGACAGACUUUGCUCGGUGUGCUGGGGUUGUUCUCGCUGAGUGCACUCCUCUGCUGUGGACACGCUCAAGACGCUGUUUUGACCAUCGAGCCAAACUGUUCCACUCUAUUCACCGGAGAGUCUGUCUCCUUUAUAUGUGACAUGAAGGAAGGAGGAGAAACUGAGUGGUUUUACUCAUUCGAAAAGAAGGGUUAUCAAUUUGUCAAUUACAACACAAACAAGAUCAUUAAAUUACAACUUCUAACAGAAGACAGUGGUGACUACCAGUGCGUUAGUCAACACAAACACUCAGGCGUCAUUAAAAGAAGUAAUACGGUCUCUCUAACUGUAUCAGACGAUGAUGUGAUCCUGGAACAUCCUGCACUCACCGUGUUCCGAGGAGAAUCAGUCCCUCUGAGGUGCAGGCGUCGUACUCAGACGGACGGGAGGAGAGCUUCCUUCUACAGAGACGCAUCACCCAUUGACAUGGACACAAACCAUCCAUCACAGAUAAUAUCAGAAAACACAGCGGAGGCGACCGUUCGAGUGGCGGCAGACGGGAGCUCCUACAUGUGUAAAUUUGAUGAGCACAAACAAUCCAAACCCACAAAACUGAAAGUGGAACCGCACAGACCAAAGGCCACACUGAGGAGAGACACAGGAUCUGGUCCAAAUGUGACGCUGACCUGCUCUGUCACUGGAACAUCGUCUGGUUGGAAAUAUUACUGGUACAGAGGCAAGAAAACCUCUGAACCUCUGACCAAAGAGGAAGGUCUCUUGCUCUCAGACGACACAAUCAGAGUCUCACAGGAAGGAAUCUACUGGUGCAGAGGAGGAAGAGGAGAACCUGUUUACUACACACAGUACAGCAACACAUUAGUCACUCUCAGGCCUGUUGUGACCUUGCAGCCCAAAUGGCCUAAGAUAUACAAAGGAGAGAGGAUCAGUCUUACAUGUCAGAUUGAGGACGGAGGAGACGCAGAGUGGGAGUAUGUGUGGAGAAAAGGGACGUCACCACUAACUGAAAGAACAAAUGUAUACAAGAUUUCAUACACUUCGACGUUCGUCAAUGGAGACUACAGAUGUAUGGGCGUGAUGAAAGGUGACUGGUCUCCAACAGAGUGGAGUGAUGUUUUCACAUUGACAGUGUCUGAGAAAACACAUCCUGGUCUUCAAGUGACUCCAUCGUGGCUGAGUCCUGGAGCCUCAGUAACUCUGACCUGCAGUUUGGAACAUCCAUCAGCAGGCUGGAGGUUCUUCUGGUACAAGGCUGUUCCCAAACUACCAAACAGCUAUUACAGCUACGAGAUGCUGCCUGGAAGCAUCAACGGGACAACACAGGAUUCCUACAUCGUUUCCGGUCAGACACACACAGCAGGAUAUGUGUGCAGAGCUGGAAGAGGAGACCCAGUGCAACACACGUAUCACAGUGGAUCUAAGUUCGUCUGGUGCAGAGAUUUUCAUUCAGCACUAUUUCUCACAGUGAGUCCUGACAGAGUGCAACACUUCGACUCUGACUCUGUGUCACUGAGCUGUGAGGGAAACUCCACUGAGUGGAGAGUGAUGACUUUUGAUGGAAGUGGUUAUCCAUCACUCUGUCGCACCAGCCCGACAGCGACUGGACCAAUAUGCAAACAGAAUUUGUGGCUCUCUGCUGCAGUUUACUGGUGUGAGUCUGGAUCAGGACAGUUCAGCAGUCCGGUCAACAUCAGUGUGCACAACGAUGGCAUUAUCUUGGAGAGCCCCGUCCAACCGGUUGUCGAGGGAACAUCUGUUACUCUCGGCUGCAGGUUGAAGACGGAAAAUGUUCCUUCUAAUGUUCUAUUCUACAAAAAUAACAAACUCGUCCAACACGACACGAGACGGGAGCUGACUAUCGCUGCCGUGUCAAAGUCACAUGAAGGCCUUUACAAAUGUGAAAGAACAGAUUCAAAACUAGUUUGGACGUCAGCCGAGAGUUGGAUGUCGGUGAAAUCAGUGUCCAGUGAAAGCUCUGCGUUUCCUUUGCCACUGACUGUUGGUUUGGUUGGUGGUCUUUCAUUCAUUGUUCUGCUGCUGCUGCUGCUGCUGUUCUGCAUCAGAAAGUCAAAAGGGUCAUGCUUUAUCAGAUCUCAGCGCACCAAUCAGAGCUCUGCUACAGACCACGUGAUCAACCAGGAUGAAGCUCCAGGUGACGCUUGUGUUUAUGAACUAAUUAAGGGUCCUGAGGUCAAUGAAAAUGAUGAAUCCCGGGAUGUCAUAUACUCUUCGGUUGAGCUUAAAACCCUUGUUGAAAAUGGAAAAUCAACUCCUGCCGUGGCUGAUGAAACGGUUUAUUCUGAAGUUAAAACACGAAAAACUCCGAAGAAGAAGUUGUCACAAACACGCCCAGUACAAUUUUCAUGUGAAAUGUCUCUUCUGUUGCUCCACAGUUUCUCUUCAUGUGCUGUGCUGGAUGUGAGGAUGGGACAGACUUUGCUCGGUGUGCUGGGGUUGUUCUCGCUGAGUGCACUCCUCUGCUGUGGACACGCUCAAGACGCUGUUUUGACCAUCGAGCCAAACUGUUCCACUCUAUUCACCGGAGAGUCUGUCUCCUUUAUAUGUGACAUGAAGGAAGGAGGAGAAACUGACUGGUUUUACUCAUUCAAAAAGAAGGGUUAUCAAUUUGUCAAUUACUACACAAACAAGAUCAUUAAAUUACAACUUCUAACAGAAGACAGUGGUGACUACCAGUGCGUUGGUCAACACAAACUCAACCUAAACAUCAUUAAAAGAAGUAAUACGGUCUCUCUAACUGUAUCAGACGAUGAUGUGAUCCUGGAACAUCCUGCACUCACCGUGUUCCGAGGAGAAUCAGUCCCUCUGAGGUGCAGGCGUCGUACUCAGACGGACGGGAGGAGAGCUUCCUUCUACAGAGACGCAUCACCCAUUGACAUGGACACAAACCAUCCAUCACAGAUAAUAUCAGAAAACACAGCGGAGGCGACCGUUCGAGUGGCGGCAGACGGGAGCUCCUACAUGUGUAAAUUUGAUGAGCACGAACAAUCCAAACCCACAAAACUGAAAGUGGAACCGCACAGACCAAAGGCCACACUGAGGAGAGACACAGGAUCUGGUCCAAAUGUGACGCUGACCUGCUCUGUCACUGGAACAUCGUCUGGUUGGAAAUAUUACUGGUACAGAGGCAAGAAAACCUCUGAACCUCUGACCAAAGAGGAAGGUCUCUUGCUCUCAGACGACACAAUCAGAGUCUCACAGGAAGGAAUCUACUGGUGCAGAGGAGGAAGAGGAGAACCUGUGUACUACACACAGUACAGCAACCCGAUCGUCACUCUCAGGCCUGUUGUGACCUUGCAGCCCAAAUGGCCUAAGAUAUACAGAGGAGAGAGGAUCAGUCUUACAUGUCAGAUUGAGGACGGAGGAGACGCAGAGUGGGAGUAUGUGUGGACAAAAGGGACGUCACCACUAACUGAAAGAACAAAUGUAUAUAAGAUUUCAUACGCUUCGACGUCCGUCAAUGGAGACUACAGAUGUAUGGGCGUGAUGAAAGGUGACAGGUCUUCAACAGAGUGGAGUGAUGUUUUCACAUUGACAGUGUCUGAGAAAACACAUCCUGGUCUUCAAGUGACUCCAUCGUGGCUGAGUCCUGGAGCCUCAGUAACUCUGACCUGCAGUUUGGAACAUCCAUCAGCAGGCUGGAGGUUCUUCUGGUACAAGGCUGUUCCCAAACUAUCAGACAACUAUUACAGCUACGAGAUGCUGCCUGGAAGCAUCAACGGGACAACACAGGAUUCCUACAUCGUUUCCGGUCAGACACACACAGCAGGAUAUGUGUGCAGAGCUGGAAGAGGAGACCCAGUGCAACACACGUAUCACAGUGGAUCUAAGUUCGUCUGGUGCAGAGAUUUUCAUUCAGCACUAUUUCUCACAGUGAGUCCUGACAGAGUGCAACACUUCGACUCUGACUCUGUGUCACUGAGCUGUGAGGGAAACUCCACUGAGUGGAGAGUGAUGACCUUUGAUGGAAGUGGUUAUCCAUCACUCUGUCGCACCAGCCCGACAGCGACUGGACCAAUAUGCAAACAGAAUUUGUGGCUCUCUGCUGCAGUUUACUGGUGUGAGUCUGGAUCAGGACAGUUCAGCAGUGCGGUCAACAUCACCGUGCACAACGAUGGCAUUAUCUUGGAGAGCCCCGUCCAACCGGUUGUCGAGGGAACAUCUGUUACUCUCGGCUGCAGGUUGAAGACGGAAAAUGUUCCUUCUAAUGUUCUAUUCUACAAAAAUAACAAACUCGUCCAACACGACACGAGACGGGAGCUGACUAUCGCUGCCGUGUCAAAGUCACAUGAAGGCCUUUACAAAUGUGAAAGAACAGAUUCAAAACAAGUUUGGACGUCAGCCGAGAGUUGGAUGUCGGUGAAAUCAGUGUCCAGUGAAAGCUCUGCGUUUCCUUUGCCACUGACUGUUGGUUUGGUUGGUGGUCUUUCAUUCAUAUUUCUGCUGCUGCUGCUGCUGCUGUUCUGCAUCAGAAAGUCAAAAGGGUCAUGCUUUAUCAGAUCUCAGCGCACCAAUCAGAGCUCUGCUACAGACCACGUGAUCAACCAGGAUGAAGCUCCAGAUUCAUGCCGUGAGAGACUCGCCCAGGUUCAUAGAGAGAACCGGGGCUCUGCUACAGACCCAACAUUAAACAAUUAUGAAAAUCAACAGCAACUUUAUUCCUCUCUCCUCCACGGUGACGCGUGUGUCUAUGAAACAAUCCGAGGCUCUGGAAACACUGGAGAAGAAAUUGUUGUGGACAAAAAUAAAGAGAACAGGUCUAUAAAAAGUUGUGCAUCAUCAACAAAACAAGGGGAGACAUGAAGAACAACAUGAAGUAUUUUAUAUAGUUGUCAAUUUAUAUUAAAGAAACCAUUAUAUUAAUUUUAAUUGUACUAAUCAAUGCAUAUCAAUGUUUGUUUUUUUAACAAUUAUUUCAUCACUUAACUUUCAAUGGUUUUAAAUUUUUUAUUUUAAGUUUGUCUAGAAAAAAGUGUUUGCUUUGGUUUGUUAUUGUGAAAUAGCAUUUGACUGUUAAUUUUUUUAUGAAAUCGGCAAAGAUAGUUGUCAUCUUUAAUGUUUUGAUGUAGUUUCUCGAUUAUAUUUUGUUGUCAUAAAUUGUUAACGGUGA
Scophthalmus maximus (turbot) is the source of this 6035-nucleotide messenger RNA. RefSeq lists its product as uncharacterized. The coding region runs from base 854 to 5728 and encodes 1624 amino acids. Gene Ontology annotation, molecular function: transmembrane signaling receptor activity. NCBI's taxonomy places the organism in Eukaryota, Metazoa, Chordata, Actinopteri, Pleuronectiformes, Scophthalmidae. Gene Ontology annotation, biological process: cell surface receptor signaling pathway. The transcript is spliced from 32 exons. The record is from RefSeq and is a predicted model, not a curated record.